This is a messenger RNA of Galendromus occidentalis (western predatory mite), 4713 nucleotides long. Its product is annotated as transcription elongation factor SPT6. Gene Ontology annotation, molecular function: histone binding; nucleosome binding; DNA binding. Lineage: Eukaryota; Metazoa; Arthropoda; Arachnida; Mesostigmata; Phytoseiidae. Gene Ontology annotation, biological process: transcription elongation-coupled chromatin remodeling; transcription elongation by RNA polymerase II; nucleosome organization. Gene Ontology annotation, cellular component: transcription elongation factor complex. The transcript is spliced from 11 exons. The record is from RefSeq and is a predicted model, not a curated record. The annotation marks the transcript as partial.
GUCCUGGAUGAUGACGAAGAAGAGGAUAAGGAGAAGGACAAAGAUGCUCUGGCUCAGGAAUUGUUUGAAGAUGGAGAGGAAGGACAAGCGGAGCCGGUCGCCGAGGCCUUGGAGGAGGAAGACCUCGGAUCGGAAUCCGCGUCUGAUGACGAUGUUAAUGAUUUCAUCGUCGAUGACGAGGGCCAGCCAAUCGCCAAGCCAAAAAAGAAGCGACAUGUGAAAUAUUCGGACAGUGCUUUGCAAGAGGCUCAAGAUAUCUUCGGAGGAGAUUUCGACUUCGACGAUGUUCGUGCUUACGAAGAUGAGUACGAGGAGUCCGAAGAAGAAGAAGACUAUGAAGAUGAGGAAGAAGGAGACCAAGUCAGGGUGAAGAGCGACGUCACAAGAAAGAAAGCCCCGGCGAAAAAAUCCAUCUUCGACGUAUUCGAGCCCAUCGAAUUGGAACGCGGUCAUUUCACUGAUCGCGAUCAAGAGAUCCGGGCAACAGACGAACCCGAGAGAUUCCAAUUGCGAAGCGUCAAAGUAACACCGGCGGACGAGAUCGAAAUCGCGGAGGAAGCCGAGUGGAUCUACAGACAAUGUUUCCAAAAGUCCACCAUAUCCGUACAGAAACCGUCAGGGAGCCAGGAGUCGUCCUCCCCCUCAUCGUCCGGAGAUCGGAACAGCGGACACCAACCGCUCGGAGGACGGAAGAACCGCAGUGCAGUCCCGAAGAUCGCUGAAGCUCUGCGAUUCAUGAGAAAUUCGCACUUCGAGGUGCCAUUCAUUGCGUUCUAUCGCAAAGAAUACGUCCAGCCCGAUCUGACCAUCAAUGAUCUGUGGAUCAUAUACAAAUGGGACGAGCGAUGGUGUCAACUCCGCCAGCAGAAACAGAAUAUGGAGAAGCUGUUCAAGAAAAUGCAAGAGUACAUCUGUGAGCAAAUUCUGAACGAUGAUGGAGCGGCUGAGCAUCUCAGACAGAUCGAAGAGAACGAUUUUGAACGUCUCCGAGACGCUCAGUCGCCCGAGGAGCUGAAAGACGUCUACCUUCACUUUCUCCUGUACUACGCCCAGGAUCUGCCGGCGAUGCAGGAAGCUAAUCUACAGAAACGGAAGAAAAAGCGCGAGGAAGAACGCGUGAAAAGACUCGAGAGGCAGCGAGCUGCGAGAGAAGCCGGCGGCGACGGUGGGCUUGACGAAGAAGAGGAGAUGGACGAAGGCGAGGAGGAGCUAUUCCUGAAGAAAUCGAGACGCAAGGACGGCUUCGCCGUUUGUCGCGAGAUGGGAUUGAGCGCACUCGCUAAGAAAUUCGGGUUGACGCCGCAGCAAUUCGGAGAGAAUCUCAGAGACAAUUACCAGCGGCAUGAGGUCGUCCAGUUCCCCGUGCAGCCUUUGGAAGCUGCGGCUGAGUACGUCAACGAGCGACUCAAGACCCCUCUCGAAGUCCUGAAUGGCGCCCGGUACAUGGUAGCAUGUGAGAUCGCUCGCGAUCCGACGGUCAGACGGUGCGUACGAGAAACAUUCUUCGAGCGAGCGAAACUUUGUGUCGCUCCGACGAAAAAGGGAUCGAAAGAGAUCGACGAGUCGCAUGCCUGCUACACGUUCAAGUACCUCAAAAACAAGCCGGUCAGAUCCCUUCAAGCGGAUCAGUACCUCAAGCUCAGCAUGGCCGAAGAAGAGAAACUGCUCAAGAUAUCCAUCCGUAUGGAUGGCGAUGGAUGCGCCGAAAACGGCACUUACGCCAGUGAGGUGCGUCAACUGUAUCACCGAGACGAGUUCUCGAAGAACGUCCAGGAAUGGAACUCUCAACGAGAGGAAGCUCUCAAUCACGCUUUGACGAAGAUGUUGUAUCCGACUUUUGAGAAAGAACUCAAACUGCGAUUGCUGAGAGAAGCUUACGAUAAUGUGCUCCGUUCGGUGUCGAAGAAGUUCUACAACUGGCUUAAAGUGGCCCCAUACAAUCCUCCGGACUGGAUCCAGGAGGAGGAAGAUUUUGACACGCGAGAGGGAGUCCGUAUCUUCGCUAUCGCAUACCAGAACGACUGGAAUGUCCCAGCUUUCGGAGCUCUCAUCAAUGGAGAUGGUGAAGUGACAGAUUACCUUCGCCUCGAAAAUAUACUCAAACGCAAGAACGCGUGGCGCGAGUCGGAGAGAGCGGCGAAGAUCAGCGACCUGGCAAAACUGAAGAAAUUCAUCGCCGAGAAGAAACCGCACUGCGUCGUCAUAUCUGCGGAAAGCCGAGAAGCUCUGUCCAUCAAAGAGGAUGUGGAGCAGGUCAUCAAAGAACUCGGAGACGACGACCAAUUCCCCGCGGUACAGGUCAUGCUUCUCGAUUGCGGACUAGCUCUCGUUUACGCGAAUUCGAAACGUGCCGAGCAAGAGUUUCGCGAAUAUCCACCUCUGCUGAAGCAAGCGGUCUCGCUUGCUCGCCGAAUGCAGGAUCCUUUGAUAGAAUUCAGUCAGCUGUGCGGUCCGGACGAAGAAAUCCUCUGUCUGAAGUACCAUCCACUCCAAGACAAUGUUCCUAAAGAGGAGUUCCAAUGGGCUCUGGCCCUCGAGCUCAUCAAUCGCACAAACGAGGUCGGGGUCGACAUCAAUCGGUGCAUGGAGCAGUCACACACUUCGGAACUCCUGCAGUUCGUAUCGGGCUUGGGUCCGAGAAAAGCGCACGCCAUGAUCAAAACCCUCAAACAGAGUCAUUCGAAGUUGGACAGUCGAACGAGUCUUGUCACAACGCUGAAACUCGGCCCGAAAGUGUUCCUAAACUGUGCGGGUUUCAUCCGCAUCGAGAGCGGGUCCUUCCUCGACAACAACACGAGUGCCUACGCCGAGAUGCUUGACGGAUCGCGCGUUCAUCCAGAGAUGUACGAAUGGGCUCGGAAAAUGGCGACGGAUGCGCUCGAGUACGAUGACAAUGAGGACGCGAAUUUGAAUCCAGCCGACGCCCUCGAAGAGAUUCUCGAGAAUCCCGACAAACUCAAAGAUCUCGAUCUCGACGCUUUCGCCGUCGAACUCGAACGGCAAGGCUACGGAAACAAAAGCAUCACCUUGUACGACAUCCGUGCCGAGCUGAACAACCGAUACAAAGAUCUUCGUGUCGAAUACGUACCACCCGAGCGAGAAAUCCUAUUCAACCUCCUCACGAAGGAGACUCCGGAAACGUUUUUCGUAGGCAAGCUCGUCACGUGCCAAGUUUCGGGCAUUGCCCGGAAGAAGCCUCAGGGCGAACAACUCGACCAGGCGAAUCCAAUCAGGAACGAUGAGUCUGGCUUAUGGCAGUGUCCGUUUUGCCUAAAGAACGAUUUCCCUGAGCUCUCCGAAGUGUGGAAUCAUUUCGAUGCGGGUAAUUGCCCUGGUCAGGCCAUGGGCGUGAAAGUACGUUUCGACAACGGCGUGAAUGGCUUCAUUCCGACAAAGAACCUGUCGGAUAAACGAGUGUCCAACCCGGAAGAACGAGUGAAGAUCGGGCAGAUCGUGCACGGCAGGAUCACCAAAAUCGAUAUCUCUCGGUUUUCUGUCGAUGUCACUACAAAAAGCUCCGAUCUGGCCGACAAAAACGGUGAAUGGAAGCCGCCCAAAGAUCUUUACUACGAUCACGAGGCCGAGGAGAAAGAGCGUAAGAAAGUCAAUGAUGUCAGUAAGUUGAAGCAGCGACAAACUUACGUUAAACGUGUCAUCGUGCACCCGUCGUUCCACAAUGUUUCCUUUAGUGAAGCUGUCAAGAUACUGGAUCGACAAGAACAAGGCGAAAGCGUAAUCCGGCCAUCAUCCAAAGGUGUUGAUCAUUUGACGGUAACUUGGAAAGUCCAUAAGGACAUUCUACAACACAUCGACGUCCAGGAGAAAGGAAAAGAGAACAGUUUUUCCUUGGGCUCAUCAUUGGUCAUCAAUGGCGAGGAGUUCGAAUGUUUGGAUGAAAUACUCGCCAACUAUGUGCAACCCAUGGCUGGUUUCGCCAGAGACUUAAUUAACUUCAGGUAUUUCCAAGAUUUCGAAGGCGGUAAGAAGGAGCUCGUGGAAAGAUGGUUGACAGAAGAGAAACGGAAGGCGCCCUCGAGGAUCCCUUAUUGUGUCACCGCGUGCGCGCAAUUUCCCGGAAAAUUCCUCUUAUCGUACCAGCCAAGCUCAAAAUGCCGACACGAGUUCGUCUCCGUGACGCCCAACGGCUAUCGAUACCGGCAACAGAUGUUCCAUUCUGUGAACGCCCUGUUCCGCUGGUUCAAGGAACAUUUCAAAGAUCCGAUCCCUCAGCCGGCGCAAACCCCCGGAGCGCAAUCGGUAACUCUUACAGCCGCGGCCCCUACAACGCCGUAUUUGACGCCGGGUCUUGCGACUCCCAGCGGUCGAAUGAGUGUUGUGCCAAUGAUUAUCGCGACUCCGGGCUUGGCGACUCCUGGUGCGAGAACGCCUGGAUCGGUAGCAGCCGCACCGUACGCCGGUUUCCCGGCGGGUUACGCCUACGGGACUGCGGCGAACUACGCAAUGGCUACUGCGAUGACUCCUCAGCCCAUGCAGAUCUCCACCACUCCGGGAUAUGUAACGCCUGGAGGUUACAGCACCGCAGGGGGUCGCGCAACUCCUUCGAAGAUGUAGAGAACUCACCGACUCCCCGUUGAAGACAGCCGUUGAACAGAGCUGCGAUAAUCCUUCUCGGCUCGAGGGCUCAUCAUGAUCGUGCGGUAAUUUCCGCGCUGACGCAGUUUGCUGGAAAACGCCCUGAAAGACUUAUCGAGG